AUGAAGAUGCCCAGGAAGAAGAUCACAUUUAAGACACCUAGGAAAGGAACAAAGACACCUACAAAACAGGUAAUAUCUGAGGAAUUGCAAGAAAACACGGAAUUAGCAGAGCAGAAGUCAAGCGAAGGGAUAAAAAACACAGAAACUCAAAGGUCACAUAGUACAGCAUUACGAUACAAACAGAUUCUUGAAGAGAUGAAGGUGAAGGAAGAGGAGCUUAUAGGAAGUUAUAAAAAGGAGAAUGAGUAUUUAAGGUCGCUCAAGACCGAUGCUCUUCUCUACAAGAGGUUUGUUGGAUUUGACAUUGUUGAAUCUGAUGGGUCGUAUGAAGUGACGCAUGAGGUUGUAUCAAACAAUAUUACAAAGUCAAUCAGAUUUGUUCUGCUUCCUGAGGAUGGUGCAUAUGUGUACAAGCUCGUGGAGUCAAGAAACAUCGAAUUGCCCGACUUUCUUAGUGAAGAGAUAACAUUCGACGAGUGUCAAGUAAAAACAUUCUUCUUCAAGGUCAUGGAGGCCGUCAUCACGAAGAAAAGCUGA
This is a messenger RNA of Ordospora colligata OC4, 537 nucleotides long. RefSeq lists its product as uncharacterized. Bases 1 to 537 code for a protein of 178 amino acids. The record is from RefSeq and is a predicted model, not a curated record. The transcript has a single exon. NCBI's taxonomy places the organism in Eukaryota, Fungi, Microsporidia, Ordosporidae.